This is a messenger RNA of Symbiodinium natans, 1650 nucleotides long. Lineage: Eukaryota; Dinophyceae; Suessiales; Symbiodiniaceae. The record is from the annotation of a GenBank genome assembly.
AUGAAGGCUUCCCGAUGGGCUGAUGCAGAACUCCAGCUGCUGAGUCACCCAGCGGGCUACUCUGCAGUCGAAGAGUUGCAAGAAGCCGAGAAGGCAUACGCUGCCGCCGGACCUGAUGAGCUGGCGGAGGCAAGCCUGGCACUGGCCGAGGCCAGGCUAUCCACCGCGGGACCAGGGAAAGAUUUUGGCGAAGCUCUGAGCCAGGCUCUUGAAGCAGGCAAUGGAAAGCUUGAGGCGCGUCUUCUUCGACUCCAGGCGCGCGCUGAGUUUGCAAGGCAAAGGCCGGAACAAGCCCUGGGCUUCGCCCGGCGCAUGCUCGAAGUCGACCUCCCCGAUGAGUUGCGAUUGGUGGCACACGGCUUCGUCUCCAUAGGCCUACGCCGAAUGGGCAGCUUUAACGAGGCGCUUGCGGCUGCCCAGCAACUUGUAGAUGAGGGCAAGGGCACCAAGGGCACCAAGGGCACCAAGGGCACCAAGGGCUCGAAAGCCGAAGCCAUUGGCCGGCUCCUGUCUGCCAGUGCAUGGCUGUCGCCCUUGCCGACCGGUCCGCGUCCUCCGCGGCCUCUGGUGUUGGUGCAUGCGCUGGAGCAGAGCCGCGAGGGCGCAAGUGCGGAGCUCGCCGAGGCCGCGGCCAAAGACUGCCUGGAAGCCUCCCGCGCGCUGGGCCUGGGCCCCCUGCAGGCGGCUGCGCUGGAGCGGUUAGUGGAGUCCCUCCUUCGACAGGGCCGUUUCGAGGAGGCCCGGCGCUUGGCCGAGGAGGAGGUGCGGAGCGCCCGCAAGGCCGGCAGCCGAUCCGAGGCCGGCGCCCUCGCUGCGCUGGCCUCGGCCGUCUCCGCCGCCCCCGACACACGGGCGGACCCCAACAAGGCCCGCACCUCUUUGUUGCAGGUCCUGGGACGCCUGCGCACCCUCGGCCGGGAGGGAGAGGCGGCUCAGAUCCAGGUGUCGUUGAUGGCGGCGCAGCCGCCCUUCCUGGACUCCAGCGACUCUGCCAGCCUGGAUACGGCUGCCUCGCACGCCCAGCGAGCGCUUCGCUUGGCGCAGCAGCGCGGGGACUUUGCAGCUGAGGCAGCGGCGCUUCGGCUCCUGACCUCGCUCCACCGGCAGAUGGGGCUGGAGCCACCAAGUUCGGACCUUCGCAGUGAGAUGUUGUCAGAGCUGGGCGCAGCCGUACAAGAGGCCGACCAAGCACAAGAUGCCGCCCUGGUCGAAAACGCCCUUCGCACUCUCAAGGAGUGUGGACGCGAGGUGGAGGCUUUCCUGUCCGCCGCAGACCUGAAGGAGGUCCUGGAACCCAUUCGGUCUUGGAUGCCACAAGAGCUCGUUCCUGCGAUGCUUCGUGCUGAAAAUAGCUCAGAAGGUGCAGGUAAGCAGGAUGGAGGUGGGAGCCUUCUGAUGGUGGAGGUCAGCCACAAGCCGAUGUACCACAGCGUAGCGGCCGGGGGGAUCCAGUACGGACCCAGAUAUCGCCAGGUUUGGGGCUACAGGCCUCCUCGGCUUGCGCUUGCGUCGGCAGGGAAGGACCAGCCAGCCGUGGUGGCUGCACUGCGGACGUCCUCGGACGCAGAGGAGUGGGAGGCACGAGCGUGGGAUUGGACACCUCCACUUGUUGAUGCAGCUGCUCAUUCCUCCUUCCUGUUCGCGCAGUAG